GCCAAUGUUGCUUGCUUAGCAAUAGGAAGCGUCUACCAGGCCUCCAGCCAGAUCUGAAGCUAGCUAGGUUGCUGCUGCUGGACGGGAUCCACUCGCCAAAGAGCAAACAAUACGAUUGGUUGAUCUCCUUCGAUCUUCCUCCAGGAAAAUUAAAAUCGUCCUGUCUGGUAAGCGCUUGCCCGGGUGGUAGAUAACACGAGCAUGGAUUUUGCAUUAGCUCUGCUUGAAAGUAUCACCAACAAUUUCUCGGAGGAACUCAAAAUUGGCAGUGGUGGGUAUGGAGAUUCAUACAGGGCAGUGCAUAAUGGGGAAGAGAUUGCUGUGAAGAAGCUUCAUCAAUUUCAAGGACUUGAUGAUAAGCAAUUUCACAAUGAAAUCCGUAACCUCACCAAGAUCUCUCACAAAAAUGUUAUACGGUUAAUUGGCUACUGCCAUGAAUCACGGAGUAAAUAUCUGGAACACAACGGGGAACGUGUUUUUGCUAAAUCACAGGAGCGAGUACUCUGCUUUGAAUAUAUGCAGGGGGGAAGCCUUGAGAAAUACAUCGCAGACGAAACAUGUACACUUGACUGGCCCACAUGUUAUAAAAUCAUUCAAGGGGCCUGUGACGGCUUAAAUCACCUUCACAAUGGACAGGAAAAAGCAAUUUUCCAUCUGGACUUGAAGCCUUCUAAUAUAUUGCUGGAUAAAAACAUGACUCCAAAAAUUGCAGAUCUUGGUUUGUCUAGACUUGUUGAUUCAGCAAGAUCGCAACAAACAGAGAUGCGCGACGGAACACUAGGGUACAUGCCACCAGAAUACAUAGACAACGGCAUCAUAUCAAACAAGUUUGACGUGUUCAGUUUGGUCAGCAUAAUUAUAAGAAUGAUGGACGGAAACAGGGGUGCUUACCGUUAUUCUGAAAUGUCUCCGCACCAGUUUAUUGAUCUUGUAAGUGAAAAAUGGAAGGAAAGGUUGCAGACAAUCUCGGAGGGCUCCUCAUAUGAGGUAGACAUCCUACAAGUGCGUACAUGUCUUGAGAUAGCAUUAAGAUGUGUGGAUACCGACCGAAGAAAAAGACCUACUAUCACAGAUAUUGUCCGCGAACUAGGGGAACAAAAUGCGGAGAUUAACACAAUAAUGUCACUGUCUCGUAAUCCUAAGGCUAACUGGCUGGGGGAGAUGCACAUCAACAUGGAUUUUACGCUUGCUUUGAUCGAAACUAUUACCAACAAUUUUUCAGAGGAUCACAAAAUUGGCAGUGGCGGGUAUGGAGAUGUUUACAAGGCAGUGCAUAACGGGAAAAAGAUUGCUGUGAAAAAGCUUCAUCGUCCCUUGCAAGGACUCGAUGAUAAGCAAUUAGACAGUGAAUUCCGAAACCUUAGUAAGGUACGCCACCAAAAUGUCGCACGGUUAAUUGGCUACUGCUACGAAUCACAGCACAAAUACAUGGAGCACAACGAGGAACAUGUUGAUUGUAUACUGAUGGUGCGGAUUAUCUGCUUCGAGUAUGUGAGCGGAGGAAGCCUUGAUAGAUAUAUUGCAGAUGAAUCUUGUGGACUUGACUGGCCCACAUGUUAUGAUAUUAUUACAGGAACUUGUGAGGGCUUAAACCACCUCCACAACGGCCAUGGGGAACCUAUUUUCCAUCUGGAUUUAAAACCAAGUAAUAUAUUGCUAGAUAAGGGCAUGAUGCCCAAAAUUGCAGAUGUUGGAUUGUCAAGACUUCUUGCUUUGACACAUACACAUAAAACAGAGAUUGUAGAAGGAACAAUGGAUUACAUGCCACCAGAAUACUUAAGUAGGGGCUUGAUCUCAAAGAAGUUUGACGUGUUCAGUUUGGGUGUCAUAAUUAUAAAAAUUAUUGCCGGAAAUAUGGGGUUUCCUCGUUCCUCUGAAAUGUCUCCAAACCAGUUUAUUGCGCUCGUAACUGAAAACUGGAUGAAAAGGCUGCAGCCAAUGUCAGGGCGCUCAUCAUAUGAGAUCGAAAUCCUACAAGUGCGUACAUGUGUUGAGAUGGCAUUAAGAUGCGUGGAUGCCGACCGAAACAAAAGGCCUAGUAUAAAGGAAAUUAUACGGGAACUCAGAAGUGAGACAAUAAUAGCACUGCCUACAGAUCAUAAAUCUAACUUGUUUGGACUGGCUUCUCAGUCACGCGCAAGCCCUGCUCCUGAUCAGCCAACGGACCAAAUUGGAGCUGACAUAAAUACAAACCUAACUAAAGCUGAGAUUAAGAAAAUACCGUCAGUGCCUCCUGCUCCUGCCCCUCAUCAGUCAAAAGGCCUAACUGAAGCUGUGACAAAUCUAAUCGAAGCUGAGGACAAGGCAAUAUUGUCAACGCCUCCCGAUAAUAAAUUUAAUUGGUCCAGUCUUGAUUUCCAGCCAAGCUCCAUGAUUGCUCCUGAUAAUUCAGAAGACCUAAUUCUUCAGACGGGGUCCGAACCACAAUUGUCGUUACAAUAUUUGAAAGACAUCACAAACAACUUCUCUGAUGUACUUGGUAAAGGUGGUUUUGGUGUGGUAUACAAGGGUGUGCUACAAAAUGGGGAAAUGGUUGCAGUGAAGAAGCCAUUACAGGCAAUGCAGGCCACACAAAAGCAAUUUGAGAACGAGGUUAACCUUCUUAUGAAAUUAAAGCACCCAAAUAUAGUGCGCUUAGUUGGAUACUGCUAUGAUACACAACAUUUACGAAUACCUCAUGAAGGAAAAUUUGUUUUCACUUGGAACACUGAAAGUUUGCUUUGCUUGGAAUAUGUGCCUAAUGGAACUCUUGAAAACUACAUUUCAGAUGCAUCUUCUGGACUCGAUUGGCACACACGCCGCAAAAUAAUUGAGGGGGUUUCCUAUGGUGUACAAUACCUUCACGAGAAAUCUAAUGGGGUCAUAAUUCACUUGGACCUAAAACCCGCCAACAUAUUGCUUGAUGGAAAUAUGCUGCCUAAAAUAACAGACUUUGGUCUGUCAAGAUUGUACGAUCAAACCCACACUAUUCAGACUAAAGUUAUUAGUGGAACACGAGGUUACAUGCCACCGGAAUAUGUGGAACGUGGCAUAAUCACACCGAUGUCAGACAUAUUCAGUUUGGGUGUAAUAAUUAUGGAAGUAGUAACGGGACAUAGGGACUACCCAUACGAUAUUAAAAAAGAGUCUGAGGACUUCAUCGAGCUUGAACUUCAAAAAUGGAGAAAUAGGCUCCAACAAGAACCAAGGUAUACAACGCUAGAAAUUGAUUGCCAUCAAAUAGAAAGAUGCAUUCAGAUAGGUCUAAUCUGUGUGAAUCCUGAGCGGUACAAAAGGCCUACAAUGAAGACUAUAAUCGAUAUGCUUCAAGGAUUGGGAAGUAUGAAUUACUAUAUCAACAAUGAGUUAUCUACACACGGCGUCUUCGAGGAGCCAUAGUUUCAUGAAGGAGACUGUCACAGUGGCGAUUGGAUCUGUGUCUUUUUGGGUAUGCCCCUCUAAAGAGUGCCACAUGUUUAAUUAUUCUAUAAGGUGAUCGAGCCAUAUAUCUAACUUAAGGUGUCCUUAAAAGGCUUAAAUGUUCCACAGGGCUUUGGAUCUCUGUUUGUGCUCCUUGCAAGCAGUGUUUAUGUUUGACUACCUACACAAGCUUUUGAUUGUUUCGUCUCCGGUCCUAGUUCUGGCUAGUGUGAGUAAUUCCAAAGGUUACCACGAUAACGAUGAUGUGUAA
Molecule: messenger RNA, 3670 nt
Organism: Triticum aestivum (bread wheat)
Lineage: Eukaryota; Viridiplantae; Streptophyta; Magnoliopsida; Poales; Poaceae
Product: receptor like protein kinase S.2
Exons: 16
Coding region: 202-3378 (1058 amino acids)
Biological process (GO): protein phosphorylation
Molecular function (GO): protein kinase activity; ATP binding
Source: RefSeq, a predicted model, not a curated record